Caenorhabditis briggsae is the source of this 648-nucleotide messenger RNA. The coding region runs from base 1 to 648 and encodes 215 amino acids. The transcript has 4 exons. The record is from RefSeq and is a predicted model, not a curated record. NCBI's taxonomy places the organism in Eukaryota, Metazoa, Nematoda, Chromadorea, Rhabditida, Rhabditidae.
AUGUACUAUGAGCUAGAUCUUACAGAUAAUGAGCAGAUUCUCCUUCUUGCCAAUCAACUGAAACACCAUCAUUUCGAUGUGGCAAUUUUCGCUGCCGGAGUUAUGUUGUCUCCAGAAAUCCGAACAUCAGAUGGCGUCGAGUUUCACAACGCGGUGAACGUAGUUGGACAAGUUAUGCUAUAUGAAUUGCUGCAAAAUGAGAUAAAAAGAGCAAUAUUCCUUUCAUCAGCCACAGCCAGAAUGGCAUGCUAUUCGAGAGAUUUGAAUUUCUUGAGUGUUUACGCUGGACCAUAUCAGGCAUACGCAUCGUCAAAGCUGAAUCUUGCAGUUUACGUAAACGAAGUUUCGAGAAAAAGACAUGUGACUGCAGUGAGCCUUCAUCCGGGAACAGUUCCAGGUCAUCUCUAUCACAACGCAAAUCCGUUGGUUCGAUACUUAAAUGCCACGAUUCUGCCGAAAAUUCUUCGAAAACCAGAAAUGGCAGCUAUUCUUGUUCUGCAUACAGUUCUACGAGAAGACAUACAACCUGGUGCAUACUAUGAAGAUACAGAAGUGGUGAACUUGGCCGAUUGCAUUCCAGAACAAGUUUCUGAGCGCUCCAGAAUAUACGAAACCAUUCAUCGGCAGGUCGAGUUGUGGAUGGAAUAG